Striga hermonthica is the source of this 1548-nucleotide messenger RNA. The record is from the annotation of a GenBank genome assembly. NCBI's taxonomy places the organism in Eukaryota, Viridiplantae, Streptophyta, Magnoliopsida, Lamiales, Orobanchaceae.
AUGAGGAUGCAACCUUGUUCUUCACUGAGGUUGGAAAAUCUAUGUCAGAACCUGCACUAUGAACAAGCAGCACAAGAUGGUAAAUGGAUUACAUCUAUGAAUAAAGAGUUGGAAGCCCUUGAAGUGAAUAACACUUGGGAACUCACACAGUUGCCUGCUGGAAAAAAGGCUAUUGGCUGUAGAUGGAUAUAUAAAAUCAAAAGGAACCCAGAUGGAAGUGUAGAUAAAUUCAAGGCAAGGUUAGUGGCAAAGGGGUAUCUACAGAAAGAAGGAAUUGAUUUCUUUGAUAGUUUCUCUCCAGUGGCCAAACUGGUUUCUGUGAGAUUACUUAUAGCCUUGGCCACACAAAGAAAGUGGGAACUACACCAUAUUGAUAUAAAUAAUGCAUUCCUUCAUGGUUUUUUGGAAGAAGAGGUGUACAUGGUGCCACCUAAAGGGUACACAAAAGCUGCCAAAGGUGAAGUGUGCUUGCUAAAGAGGAGUCUCUAUGGUCUGAAACAAGCCUCUAGACAAUGGAACAUAGAAUUUUCAGACAAGUUACUUGGUUAUGGUUUUAUCCAGUCUAAGCAUGAUCACUGCAUGUUUAUCAAGCACACUGGUUCUACAACUCUAGCCUUACUGAUAUAUGUUGAUGAUGUUCUUACUGCUGGGAAUUCUUUAGCUGCUAUACAAAGUCUCAAAGAAUAUCUUCAUAAUCUUUUUACAAUCAAAGAUUUGGGACCUGCAAAAUACUUCUUGGGACUAGAAAUUUACAACACUGGACAAGGUACAUAUCUCACACAGAGAAAGUACAUACUGGACUUGUUACAUGACCUUGGGUUGAGUGAUUGCAAGCCAUCUGCCACUCCUUUUCCCUCUGGUAUAAACCUUUCCUCACAAGAGUCUCCUACACUUCCAGACUCUUCAGUAUAUAGAAGGCUUAUUGGGAGACUAUUAUACUUGAAUCUGUCAAGGGCAAACAUCUCCUAUGGGAUUCAGCAGCUUAGCCAGUUUGUUCAAACCCCUACACAGGCUCAUUGGGCAGCUGCCAUCCACUUGCUCAAUGAGCAGCUGAAUCACUGUGCCGCUCGCUGGUCGAGGAGAGCUGAACUUCGGAUCCGAUUUUGCGGUUUGAGUAUCUGCAAAAAGUUGCAAUCGACGAAGGUUCUAUACAAAAUGGAAGAUGGAAGUAGUAUUGCUAUGGCAAAACGCAUGAAAGUUGCUGUGGAGGAUGGGGAGACCUUGGUGGAAGGUGAAUCCACUGCACUGGUUUCAGUCGAAGAAAACGGACCAAGAGCUUCUGAACAAGUAAAGACUGAAAUUGCUCAUAUUCUUGAAAAGAUCAACAGCUUCACUGAAAUGGUGUCUGAGCUACUAGACUCUGGGAAGUCCAUGCUGAAGGAACUGAGCAAUGAUUUCGAGGAACGCAUGAUUUCGAUACACAAGGAGCAGAUUCUGAAGUGGCAUGAGGAAAUCAAUGAACUUCGCUUGCUCGAUGCUGCGAAUGAGGAUGCCGAUGCUCUUUUGCAGAAUGCUAAGUAUCUUCUUCAGAUUGCCCAUGCUGGCUAG